Messenger RNA from Dibothriocephalus latus, 537 nucleotides. NCBI's taxonomy places the organism in Eukaryota, Metazoa, Platyhelminthes, Cestoda, Diphyllobothriidea, Diphyllobothriidae. The record is from the annotation of a GenBank genome assembly.
AUGCUCUUUACGUCACGAACUCUGCUGCGAGCUUUCGACAACGCGGCCGACGGAAAGUCCUACCUCACCACAAAAGACGCUAAAGUCUUCUUUCUGGAGCUUUUCGGCCAGACGCCACCAAAACGAGUGAUCCAACAACUCUUCGCCAAUGGCGAUGCAGUCGCGGAUGGAAAACCAGUAGGAAUCACCUUCCCCAGGCUGAAGGAGUUUAUUGAGGAACUGGGGUUUGUGGCCUCCGCAAGCCCGGAGCUGCAAGUAGGCGAAGUGCACCGUCUCUUCGCGGCCUUAGACUCGGGAGGACAGAAUUUCUUGACACUCGCGGACGUCUGCUCAGCAUGUGGAGUUGAAAAAAACCAAGCCCUGAUAGGAGCUAUACGGAGGGCCUUUGGAGAAUUCGACGUGGACAGAGAUGGACGUGUUUCCUUCGGAGACUUUAUAACCGGCCUUAAACGAGGUGGACAGCUGCCUGCGUUAGCUGAGGAGGGAAAUGUGAGUUUUGGCUACGCUGCUAGUGACUCCCCCUUUCCGCCACUUUGA